Pseudophryne corroboree (corroboree frog) is the source of this 2838-nucleotide messenger RNA. Its product is annotated as extracellular calcium-sensing receptor-like. Gene Ontology annotation, molecular function: G protein-coupled receptor activity. The transcript is spliced from 8 exons. The coding region runs from base 1 to 2838 and encodes 945 amino acids. The record is from RefSeq and is a predicted model, not a curated record. NCBI's taxonomy places the organism in Eukaryota, Metazoa, Chordata, Amphibia, Anura, Myobatrachidae. Gene Ontology annotation, cellular component: plasma membrane. Gene Ontology annotation, biological process: G protein-coupled receptor signaling pathway.
AUGGACAAAGACAGCUAUCCUUCUUCUUCACAAAAAAGAACCUUGCUCCUGCUGGAGUUGUUGCAAUGUAUAGUUAGACAGUUAAAAGACAGACAUCAUAUGGUCGGCAGUGUAAAGGUUGACAGGGUCAAAAGGUGUUUCCAAAUGAUGUCUCAUUUGCCCUGCACAGUUUGGAUCUUCCUUCUAACAGUAAUUAUUCCCUUUUCCUAUAAUGAGGGUCACCAAUGUCAUCUGGAAUCUUUGGGGCUUGAGGGGAUAUUACAGCCCGGAGAUGUAAUACUAGGGGCUGUAUUACCAGUUCGCAUCACAAAUGUUUACCAGUAUCCUUCUUUCACUGAAAGACCUCCAACCACCACCUGCACAAUACCUCCUCCAAUGAGCAUCAGACCUCUCCCACCUGCCCAUUACUGGUACAGUUUAAGACUCACGUUGGCAGCCAUUACCGGGGAACAAACAUGUUCCUUCCAAUUUGAGGGUCAGGGAUUUCACUUUGGCUACUUCCAGCAACUUCAAGCCUUCCUAUUUGCUGUAGAGGAGAUCAACAAAGAGGGGAGGUUAUUGCCUAAUGUAACCCUGGGAGUCCAGUGGUAUGAUUCAUGUGGGGUGACCCCGGUGAACACAGAAGGGACUUUGCAAGUGUUAUCAGGACACGGUACGGCCAUCCCCAACUAUCGCUGUCUACGCAAUGUUCCGCUCAGCGCCUUUAUUGGCUCCGCUUCUUCCACGCACUCUAUAUCAGUAGCCAAUAUUCUGGGACUCUACCGAUACCCUCAGGUCAGCCAUUAUUCCACAAGCUCCUUUCUGAGUCACAAGUUGCAAUUUCCCUCCUUCUUCCGGACUGUCCCUAGUGAUGCAUUCCAGUCUGUAGGACUUGCAAAGCUUGUGUUGCACUUCCGAUGGUCUUGGAUCGGCCUACUGGCCGUGGACAAUGACUAUGGACAGCAGGGAAUUCAGGUAGUCAGGCAAGAGAUCAUCAAGGCUGGAGCAUGUGUGGCCUUCAUGGAGAAUAUUUUAACUAGCAAGCAAGAUCGCAACGCUCCACACAUAGUUAAAGUCAUUAAGGAAUCGUCAGCUAGAACUGUGGUUGUCUUCUCCACUGGACUUGAUUUGCUCCCUAUCCUGAAUGAAAUAGUGAAACAGAACAUUAAGGGCAUAUUAUUUGUGGCUAGUGAAGGGUGGUCUACAACUACUCUACAACAUAUGGAACGCUUCUCUCAUCUGCUGUUUGGCACAGUCGGUUUAGCUUAUUACAGUGGGUUGAUUCCGGGAUUUGGAGAAUUUCUUAAUAAGAUCCAUCCUAACAUGACUCUAGGAGGAAAUUUGGUGAAGUCAUUUUGGGAGGAAGCUUUCAAUUGCAAAUUUCCAACUGAAAAAAACUUGUCAAUCCAAGACAAAGUGUGUACAGGAGAAGAGAAUCUAGCCAGUAUCCGGAACAGUUAUAAUGACGUCUCCAAUUUAAGGGUUUCCUAUAAUAUCUACACUGCCGUUUACGUUGUAGCAAAUGCUUUGAAGGAUCUCAGAGAAGGGAACAAAGGGGAAGGUCCAGUUUCUCAUAUAUGGAACUUCAGUCCAUGGCAGCUUCUGCAUUAUAUGAAGAGGGUGAGGGUAAAACUGAGUAGCAGGAGAGAACUUUACUUCGAUGAGAAUGGAGACCCGCCUGCACUCUAUGACAUUGUAAAUUGGCAGCUGGGUCCAAGUGAUGCCAUACGGCAAGUCAAGGUCGGCAGUUACGACACCGCAGCUUCUCUAGGUCAAGUUUUCACCAUCAACUCAAGUCUGUUGCUUUGGGCUACUGAAGACAAACAGGUACCAGUGUCGGUUUGCACUGAGAGCUGCCCACCAGGAUUCAGGAAGGCAGCUAGGAGAGGACAACCCACCUGCUGCUUCCAGUGUGUCCCCUGUCCACAGGGAGAGAUCUCCAACCUUACAGACUCUAUUGAUUGUGUCACAUGUCCAUGGAAUGAGUGGCCAAAUCCAGAAAAGUCCAAAUGCCUUGAGAAACACAUGGAGUUCCUCUCCUAUGAUGAUCCUCUGGGAGCAACUUUAACCAUCACAUCCAUCUUGUCCUUCUUCAUUCCUAACCUAAUUUUAAGACUUUUUAGGCAAAAUAAGUCCACUCCUAUAGUAAAAGCCAACAACUACUCUCUAAGUUGCCUUCUCCUUGUGUCAUUGUCCUUAUGUUUCCUCUGCCCUUUGGCUUUCAUUGGCUACCCCCAACCUGAGAAAUGUCUGCUCCGUCAAGCCACAUUUGGACUGGUUUUUGCCCUCUGCAUAUCUUGCAUUUUGGCUAAAACUAUCAUGGUGGUGUUUGCCUUUAUGGCCACUAGGCCAGGCAGCAAUCUGAGGAGAUGGACUAAUCCUCGGGUGUCCUACAUGAUCAUUUUCGUCGGUUUCUUGUUACAGUUCCUCUUGUGCAUCACAUGGCUGUCAAUCGCCCCUCCUUUCCCACAAUACAACACACAAAGUCUACCCACGAUCAUCAUUGCUGAGUGUAAUGAGGGCUCCACCAUUUCCUUCUGGACCAUGCUGGCUUAUCUCUUUCUUCUGGCCACCAUUAGCUUCAUUGUAGCCUUCCUUGCUCGGAGACUCCCUGACAGUUUCAAUGAGGCCCAGUAUAUUACCUUCAGCAUGCUGGCCUUCCUCAGUGUCUGGGUGUCCUUUAUCCCGGCCUCCCUCAGUGCUCAGGGUAAAUACACCGUGGCCAUGGAAAUAUUUGCCAUCUUGGCUUCCAGUUGGGCUCUGGUGAUCUGCAUGUUCCUGCCUAAAUGUUUCAUCCUAGUGUUCAGGCCAGACAUGAACUCCAAGGAACAUCUAAUGAGAAGAGACAGAGAUCAGUAG